AUGCCGACUUCGUCCAUAAUUCAAGGUAAUUUUUGCGAUGAAACGUUAUUAUGCUCUGCUCCAGUAAAACUCACAUUACGUCAGCAAACGCAAAGUAAUGCGACAAUUUAUAUCUACGCUCUCGUUCACCAGUUGGCAAAUUUCCGCUUUCAGUACAAUUUGAAAAAGAUCAACACUGGGAAUUGCACCACCCUUGAUUGGGUGCGACCAGUCACCGAGCUAACCAUAAUUGCACCCGUGACAGUUGGCCCCGUGGCAGUCGGUCACACUUGUCGGGAUCCAAUUGUCGGUCACCCGAUUAAACGCCCACCAAUUGCGUCAUUCUAUUAA
Molecule: messenger RNA, 330 nt
Organism: Anisakis simplex (herring worm)
Lineage: Eukaryota; Metazoa; Nematoda; Chromadorea; Rhabditida; Anisakidae
Source: the annotation of a GenBank genome assembly